Messenger RNA from Culicoides brevitarsis, 5367 nucleotides. RefSeq names its product laminin subunit gamma-1 (gene LanB2). Gene Ontology annotation, cellular component: basement membrane. The record is from RefSeq and is a predicted model, not a curated record. The transcript has 14 exons. Gene Ontology annotation, biological process: tissue development; substrate adhesion-dependent cell spreading; animal organ morphogenesis. Bases 213 to 5066 code for a protein of 1617 amino acids. NCBI's taxonomy places the organism in Eukaryota, Metazoa, Arthropoda, Insecta, Diptera, Ceratopogonidae.
GUGAAUCGGUUCUUUCGUUCACCAGAAAAACAAGUCAAAAUUUAAUCAUUUUUUCCUUUUUCAUUUCCUGAAAAUGUUCUACCGCUCCUCCUCGUGAACAUUCUUUAGCGCUCGUGGGGAAAAUGGAGUGUUGAAGCUACCAAAAAAACUAAAAGAGAAAAAAAAAUUGAAGUACAAAGAAUUAAAAAUAAAAAAAAAAUAAAAAUCUAAAUAUGAGUACCAAAUUAACGUGGAAGAGUGUCGUGUUCCUAUUUGUCGUCGCUGCUGCCACAAGUUCAUCGGAUAAUGAGCAUUAUCAGCCACCGCUCGAGUGUAACGAUCCAUAUGGUCGUCCGCAACGUUGCGUGCCCGAGUUCGAGAAUGCAGCGUACAAAGUGCACAUCGGCGCCACCAAUACAUGUGGCGAGGACGGUCCCACGGAUUUUUGCGUGCAAACGGGCUACGCGAAUCGCAAGAGUUGCGAGCAGUGCCAUCAGGGCGACCACACAUCGCAAUACCUCACGGAUAUCCAUGAUCCCCUGAAUCCCACAUGGUGGCAGUCCGAGACGAUGUUCGAGGGUAUCCAAAGUCCGAAUCAGGUCAAUUUGACAUUACAUUUAGGCAAGUCAUUUGACAUCACGUACAUUCGGUUGGUCUUCUAUUCGCCGCGUCCCGAAUCGUUUGCCAUCUACAAGAGAGUUACCGAAAAUGGACCAUGGAUACCAUAUCAGUAUUAUAGUGCAACGUGCCGUGAUACCUACGGACUACCAGAUACGGUUGCCAUUAAGCAGGGCGAGGAUGAGCAACGGGCUCUUUGCACGAGCGAGUACAGUGACAUUUCGCCGUUGCGCGAUGGAAAUAUCGCUUUUGCCACCUUGGAAGGACGUCCUUCUGCCUACAAUUUUGAUCACAGUCCCGAGUUGCAGCAAUGGGUAACUGCCACUGACAUCCUCAUCUCGUUAGAUCGCCUCAACACGUUCGGCGACGAAGUUUUCGGCGAUGCCGCUGUCUUGAAAUCCUACUUUUACGCCAUUGCCGAUAUCGCGGUGGGUGCUCGUUGCAAAUGCAAUGGUCACGCAUCGAAAUGCGUCGAAAGUACGGGCUUCAAUGGCGAACGAACGCGCGUUUGCGAGUGCAAGCACUUUACCGACGGACCGGACUGCGAAAAAUGUUUACCUUUCUACAAUGACGUGCCAUGGGGACGCGGAACAAUGAAAAAUGUACACGAAUGUAAACCUUGCAACUGCAACGGCUUCUCCCAAAAAUGCUAUUUCGACCGUGCUUUGUACAAUUUGACGGGCCACGGAGGUCAUUGCAUCGAUUGCGCCGCCAAUCGUGACGGUCCCAAUUGCGAACGUUGCAAGGAGAACUUCUACAUGCGUGACGACGGCUAUUGCAUUCACUGCGGAUGCGAUCCCGUUGGUUCCCGAUCACUUCAGUGCAAUUCCGAGGGCAAGUGUCAAUGCAAGCCAGGCGUGACGGGCGAAAAAUGCGAUCGUUGCGAAAGCGAUUUCUACAAUUUCGGUCCGCACGGAUGUCAAGCUUGCAAUUGUGACACUCGUGGAUCACUCGAUAACGUGCCUGCCUGUCAUCCCGACACCGGAAUUUGUUUCUGCAAGGAGAACGUGGAGGGACGUCAUUGUCGCGAAUGCAAACCCGGCUUCUUCAACCUCGAUUUGGACAAUAAAUUUGGAUGUACGCCGUGUUUCUGUUACGGACACACCUCGGAAUGUCAAUCGGCGCCGGGAUAUUCGAUCGUUUCAACCACUUCCAACUUCAAUAAGCAUCAGGAAAAAUGGAUGGCAGUCGAUCGUGACAAUCAUCCAGUCGAUUUGAAAUACAAUCGAUACAGCCAGAACAUCGGGGUGAGUGCUCAUGGCAAUAAUUUCAUCUAUUUCCUCGCACCGGAACGUUUCCUCGGCGAUCAACGUGCCUCCUACAAUCGCGUUUUGAAAUUCCGCUUGCAACUUGUCGGACAACAGCGACCUGACACAUCCCCCUAUGACGUCAUCUUAGAAGGCGCCGGCACGAAAAUCUCCUUGCCCAUCUUUUCGCAAGACAACAAACUGCCCGAUCAGCAAAUCCGCGAAUAUUCCUUCCGUUUGCACGAAAAUUCCGAAUAUUCGUGGCAACCGAGUCAAUCGGCGCGUGGUUUCAUGCAAAUUUUGAGCAAUUUGACGGCAAUCAAAAUUCGUGCCACGUAUUCGCACGAAGGCGAAGGUUUCAUCGAUGAAGUUGAGUUGCAAACGGCGCAUCGUGGCGCUGCGGGACGUCCUGCCUCGUGGAUCGAGCAAUGUACCUGUCCCGAAGGUUAUUUGGGACAAUUUUGCGAGUCAUGCGCUCCCGGGUAUCGUCAUAGUCCUCCAGGAGGUCCUUUUAUGCCUUGCAUCCCGUGCGAUUGUAACAAACAUGCGAGUAUUUGCGAUUCGGAGAGUGGGCGGUGCAUCUGUCAGCAUAACACGGCGGGCGACAAUUGCGGACAAUGUGCGAAGGGAUAUUACGGAAAUGCAUUGAGUGGAACGCCGUUUGAUUGUAAGAGAUGUCCUUGUCCCGAUAAUGGAGCUUGUUUGGAAAUGCCGGGAGGUGACGUUAUUUGUCUCGAAUGUCCUGUUGGAUAUGUUGGUUCUCGUUGCGAACUUUGCUCUGAUGGUUAUUAUGGUGAUCCAACUGGCGUCUCUGGAAAAGUUCAAGUUUGUCAGGCAUGCGAUUGUAAUGGAAAUGUUGAUCCAAAUGCUGUUGGUAACUGUAAUCGUACGACAGGAGAGUGCUUGAAGUGUAUUCACAACACUGCAGGACCUCAUUGCGGACAAUGUUUGCCAGGUCACUUUGGAGAUCCAUUUGCCUCUCCCCACGGUCAAUGCGAGCAAUGCAGAUGUUAUCGUCGUGGCACGGAACAAACUGAAGAUGGAGUUGACAUGUGCGAUCAAUUGUCUGGCAAUUGUAACUGCAAACCCAACGUAAUUGGUCGCGAUUGUAACGAAUGCAAGAACGGCUAUUGGAACAUUGCUUCCGGAAAUGGUUGCGAAAGUUGUAAUUGCGAUCCAGUUGGUUCCUUCAACUCGUCGUGCGACAUCUACACUGGGCAAUGUUAUUGCAAACCUGGCGUCACGGGCGACAAAUGCGACCAAUGUCAAGCGUACCAAUACGGAUUCUCGACGGAGGGCUGCAAACAAUGCGAUUGCGAUGCCAUCGGCUCAAAGGGACGUCAAUGCGACCAAAACGGGCAAUGUCCAUGUAACGAUAAUGUCGAAGGCUUACGUUGCGAUCGGUGCAAAGAGAAUACUUAUGAUCGUGAAAAGGGAUGCGUUGAUUGUCCAGAUUGCUAUAAUUUGGUUCAAGAUGCCGUAAAUGAACAUCGCGAGAAAUUAGACGCUCUUAAACGAACGUUGCAAGAUAUUGCCAAUAAUCCGACAGUCAGCGACGACGAGGAAUUCGAGUCGAAAUUGAAGGCAACCCAAGAAAAACUCGAUAUUUUGUUGGAUGACGCGAAAUCAGCAGCUGGCGGUGGCGAUUUGACUCUCGUUGAACGUGUCAAUGAGCUUCAUGAUAAAUUAUCGAACAUCCGUGACUUGUUGGAUAGCGCGGAUCAACUUCAACAAACCGCCAACGGAGAAACGGACAAAGCUAAUUCAAUCGCUGUUCAGCUGGAGAAGACUAUUUUGCAAGCCAACAAGGAAUUAACGGACGCUUUGGAAGUUCUUCAAACAGAUGGGCAUCAAGCACUUCAACGCGCAAAGGAACGUUCCGCCUCUUUGGACAACCAAUCCAAGGAAAUUAGCGAGAUUUCGCGUCAAGCACGUACCUAUGCCGAUAAACUUGAAGCGGAAGCCGAAACAGCAAAGGCAACUGCCCAAGAAGCCCUCGACAAGGCAACAAAAGCCUUCGAAGUCGCCAAAAACACGAAUAACUUGCAACAACAAAUCAACGCCGACAUCAAGCAAAAUAUCUCAACCGAGUUGAGUCAAUUGACACAAAAAUUGGAAACUGUCAAACGCAUCACCGAAGACUCCCUGGAGAAGGCAAAUGAAGUUUACGACGAUGCCCUGACCUUGUUCGCUAACAUCAACUCGUUAUCGGCUCCGGAAAUCGACACGAAACAAAUUAAGGAAGACGCGAAGCGAUUAAUUGAAGAAAGUGACCGAAUUCUGAAGGAAUUGGACGAAGUUGUGGACUCGCAUGACAAUUUGCUGAAGGAAGUUGCGGAAAAUAUCGAAUUGGCGAAGAUUUUGAUCGCAAGAGCGGAAGCACAAAAAGCAGAAGCAAUUGAGAUGUUAGAUGAUGUCAAAGUGUCACAUACGAAGGCUCUUGAGGCAGUUGAACGUGGAAGCAAGACUUUGAAGGAAGCGAACGAAACUUAUCACAUUCUUGCUGAAUUCCAAAAUAAGAUUAAACAAUCAUCCGAAAAUGCGCGCGUUGCAUUGGAACAAAUUGGAAACAUCGAGAAACAAAUCAGAGAUGCUGAAGUUUUGGUCGAUACUGCUGAACAAGCACUUGAUGGAGCGAAGAAUAAUGCCAACGAUGCUCGUAAAAAUGCUCAAGAGGCACAAGAGAAAUAUGCUGAACAAGCUUCAAUGGACGCCGAAAACAUUCGUCGCAAGGCAAACGAAACGAAAGUUGCCGCGCGUCUCCUUCGCAGUGAAGCUGAUAACUUGAAUGCACGUGUCGCCUCCACGGAGAUCCGCAUGAGCAACUUGGAAAAUGCCGCGAAAAAAGACGACGAACUCACGAAGGAAGCCAAGGACAAAGUUGGUCAAGCGAAUGCCGAUGCAGCAGAGGCCCAAAAGCAAGUUGAGAAGGCUUUGCGUGAAGUUAACGCCAUCACCGAAGAACUUGCCAGCUUACGAAAUAUCGAUGUUGAGGAUUUGAAUCGAUUAGAACAACAACUCGCCGCUGCCGAAGCCGAACUCCAACGUGCCAACUUGGAUGCCCGCUUGGAAUCCCUCACGGAGCUCAAGAACAAUCAAAAUUCGAUGAUCAAAAACUACAAAGACGACAUCCGGAUGUUGGAAGCUGAGGUCACGAAUAUUCGACUGAUUGCCGAGUCACUGCCCGAUGGAUGCUUCAAACGUGUGCGACUUGAACCCUAAAGGAAUUUUCGAUGUUUGUCUCUCUCUGCUGAUGCAUUUAAGCCAAUUUAAUAUUUUUUAUAAGUUAAGUACAAAAAAAAAACAGAAACAAAAAAAAAUAUGAAUCAGUGCCCAGUAACUAAAUUACAAAAAACUGCCAUAGAUGUGCCUUAAAAACGUUUCUCUCCCGAAAUGGCCAAAUAUUAAUAAAAAUGGAAUAUAAUUACUUACAAAUUUUACUUUUUUUUCUCCGAGACUUAAGUUAAAUAAAAUAAUGUACUUGAAAUUUAUGAUUAAUUUUUACGAUAUAUGAAGAUUAAAA